This is a messenger RNA of Terrapene triunguis (Three-toed box turtle), 1174 nucleotides long. Its product is annotated as synaptic vesicle membrane protein VAT-1 homolog-like. The transcript has 7 exons. The record is from RefSeq and is a predicted model, not a curated record. Gene Ontology annotation, molecular function: zinc ion binding; oxidoreductase activity. NCBI's taxonomy places the organism in Eukaryota, Metazoa, Chordata, Testudines, Emydidae. Bases 44 to 1174 code for a protein of 376 amino acids.
CCCCCUCCACCGCCGCAGCUUUGCAGCCCGCCAGCCCAGCGCCAUGGCCAAGGAAGGCGCGGAGAAAGCGGACGAGACGGAGCAGAUGAUCGAGAAGGAGGGAGGCAAGGAAGCUGCCGAGGGCAGCGGCGGCGGCAGCAGCAGCCUGCGGGCAGGGGACACCAAGGAGAUGCGAGCCGUGCUGCUGUCUGGCUUCGGGGGGCUCAACAAGCUCAGGGUGUCCAAGAAAGUCAUGCCGGAGCCUCAGGAAGGGGAGCUCAAAAUCCGAGUCAAAGCCUGUGGUUUAAACUUCAUUGAUCUGAUGGUGCGGCAGGGGAAUAUCGACAAUCCUCCCAAGACACCACUUGUUCCUGGAUUUGAGUGUUCUGGGAUCAUAGAAGCUCUGGGGGACAGUGUGGCAGGGUUUGAGAUUGGAGACAGAGUAAUGGCUUUCGUAAACUACAACGCAUGGGCUGAAGUAGUAUGUACCCCAGUAGAAUUUGUCUACAAGAUUCCUGAUGACAUGAGUUUUUCUGAAGCUGCUGCCUUUCCUAUGAACUUUGUAACUGCUUACAUGAUGCUCUUUGAAGUGGCCAACCUAAGAGAAGGCAUGUCUGUGCUGGUUCACUCUGCAGGAGGUGGGGUGGGUCAAGCCGUUGCUCAGCUCUGCUCAACGAUCCCUAGUGUUACUGUUUUUGGAACAGCUUCCUCUUUCAAGCAUGAAGCAAUCAAAGAUUCAGUAACUCACCUGUUUGACAGAAAUGCAGACUAUGUCCAAGAAGUAAAGAGAAUCUCAGCAGAAGGAGUAGAUAUCGUUCUGGAUUGUCUAUGUGGAGAAAAUACUGGAAAAGGCCUCAGUCUUCUCAAACCACUUGGGACUUAUAUUUUAUAUGGUUCAUCUAAUAUGGUUACUGGGGAAACAAAAAGCUUCUUUAGCUUUGCAAAAUCAUGGUGGCAGGUUGAGAAAGUGAACCCUAUCAAGCUGUACGAAGAGAAUAAAGUCAUUGCUGGAUUUUCUCUGCUAAAUCUACUUUUCAAACAGGGCCGAAGUGGCCUAAUUAAGGGUAUAAUGGACAAACUCAUAACACUGUACAAUGAGAAGAAGAUCAAGCCUCUGGUUGAUUCGUUAUGGGCCCUGGAAGAGGUAGGAAAAUGGCUCCCCCCGCCCCUCUUAUUUCUUAAAUUCAUAAAGUAA